CCUCAAUCUCCAUCAUGGACCGUGACGCCAACGGAUCAGCGCGACCUCAAGGAGACCAGUCACCUUCUGUUGCUCGUGAAGACACCGCUCUGCAACUGGGCGACUUCGCGAUAGAUGACCCUCGCCCCAUGAAAGUCGUCGUCAUCGGCGCAGGCUACUCUGGUAUCAUCGCUGGUAUACGCUUUCGGCAGUAUAUCCAGAACCUCGACUUGACGAUAUACGAGGCCAACGCGGGGGUGGGUGGGACGUGGUACAGCAACAAAUAUCCUGGUCUUGCGUGCGAUGUCGCCAGUCACGCAUAUCAACCCACAUUCGCACCCAAUCCCGACUGGUCUAAGUUCUACGUCUCCGGGCCCGAGAUUCGCGCCCAUGUCGAGUACAUGGUCGACCACUGGAAGCUUAGACCGUUCAUCAAGCUUCGCCAUCGGCUGGUGCGCGCGGAAUGGGACGAUGAGAAGGGCAAGUGGAUUCUUACUAUCGGCGUCGAGCCGGAGCUGCCGGGCGUCAAGGAGGGGCAGACGGAACACGAAGAGGCGGUGCAGUUUCAAGACACUGCGGACGUGCUCUUCACCGGCUUUGGCCUGCUUAGUCGCUGGUCUUGGCCGGACAUUGAGGGCCUGCAGGCGUUCAAGGGACCCGUAAUUCACAGCGCACAGUGGGAGACGCCUGAAGGUGGGGAUACAUGGGAGGAGAGCGUACGAAACUGGGGAGAAAAGCGCGUCGGCGUCGUCGGUCUGGGCUCGUCUGCGAUACAGAUCGUCACAGCCUUGCAGCCUCGCGUUGGCAAACUCGUCAACCUCGCCCGUGGCAAGACCUGGAUCUCGAAUGCCUUCGGUGCUAGCACAUUACAAGCUUUGGCGGGCACGAAAGAUUGCGGCAAUUACGAAUUCACAGCAGCCGACAAGGAGAGGCUUAGGAAUCCAGAGGAAUACCUGAACUUCAGACGCGAGAUCGAAUCGGCGAUCAGUGUAGCCUGGGUCGCGAAGAUGCGCGGCUCCGAAGCGCAUGUCGCGGGCAUGCGAGAGCUACAGGAAAUUACGAAAAGGAAGCUUGCCAAGAAGCCAUGGAUAGCUGACAGUCUGAUACCCGAGUUCAGCCCUGGGUGUCGUCGACUCACUCCAUGUCCUGGUUAUCUGGAAGCGCUCUGCGAGGAUAACGUCGAUUUCGUAUCGUCUCCGAUCGCACGGGUAAACGAGAAUGGUCUUGUCACCCAGGAUGGCCAACAGAUCGACCUCGACAUCCUCAUUUGCGCCACCGGCUACGACUCGUCGUGUCACCCUGGCAUCCCCAUCAUCGGCAAAAACGGCGUCGACUUGAGGGACAAGUACACGCCGUACCCCAAGACGUACCUCUCGAUGGCUGUCGACGGCUUCCCGAACUGGUUUCAGUCGCUUGGCCCCAACUCUGCUUCUGGAUCGGGGUCGGUCAUGAAUACCAUCGAGGCGCAAGUCAUGUACGCGGUCAAGGCGACGCAGAAACUGCAGCUGGAGCGGCUGAAGAGCAUGGACGCUAAGAAGGAAGCGGUUGACGACUUCGACGCGUAUAUAGAGGCGUUGUUCCCCAAGACGGUCUACAGCGAGCAUUGCAAGUCGUGGUAUAAGAAUCGCAACACGGAUGGCCGCAUCUGGGGCUUAUGGCCAGGGUCGACAUUGCACAUGCUUCGAGCGCUUGAGCGUCCUCGAUGGGAGGACUACACUUAUGAGCCACUGGAGAAGACGACCACUAAUCGCUUUUUCUGGAUGGGUAAUGGGGCGACCGUGUCAGACAUGGACCCUGUCGGUCAUAAGGCCUUUUACCUGGAUAAAAUCGACGUCCCUCCAGUACCCAAGUAGAUGGGCUUGGGAUGCCACAUGCAGAACAGUACUGGUAGCCUCGUCCCCACCUGUCCGGUAGUUCGCCCUUGUAUCGUAUUGAACCCGAUCAACUCGGACAAUGCGCUUCCGAUAAGUAUUGCGCUACAUGAAUGGCAGUCGACCAAGCAGAACAUUCGGCUCUGGGACCUUCUCCACAAACACCACUUGACCAGCUGCGAACACCCUCCAUCGCGAACCCCUGUUCACGCCUGUAGCCAUCGUGACCACGUCCAAAGGGCCUACUUGUACAAGGCCUGGGCCUCCUCCCCGCCCU
Messenger RNA from Schizophyllum commune H4-8, 2127 nucleotides. RefSeq names its product FAD/NAD(P)-binding domain-containing protein. Bases 15 to 1832 code for a protein of 605 amino acids. The transcript is spliced from 14 exons. Lineage: Eukaryota; Fungi; Basidiomycota; Agaricomycetes; Agaricales; Schizophyllaceae. The record is from RefSeq and is a predicted model, not a curated record.